Laccaria bicolor S238N-H82 is the source of this 429-nucleotide messenger RNA. RefSeq lists its product as uncharacterized. NCBI's taxonomy places the organism in Eukaryota, Fungi, Basidiomycota, Agaricomycetes, Agaricales, Hydnangiaceae. The transcript is spliced from 4 exons. Bases 1 to 429 code for a protein of 142 amino acids. The record is from RefSeq and is a predicted model, not a curated record.
AUGGCGUACCUUCAUCUUGUGCGCCUCUGGCUAAAAAGGACUCUACCGAACCGAAAAACAUAUGUGAACUUUUGGUUUGGAACAUGUUCCAUGUGGGACAACUUUGCAGGGCGCUCCAUCGGCAAGCUGGCUGAUUUGGAUGUGUUCUUCCGAGAAAAAAUUCCUGGGGAACAACUUACAACAAUCUUUGCCUUGAUCUUUGCGGCGCACCGACAUAAGUAUUCGCAUGACGUACAGUUGGUAAAGGGCUGCGAACAAUACGAAACACCACUAGCAUCUAUAUCCAUUGGCAGCCCCAAAUGGGUUGACGUAACGUUGGAGACAGGGGAGGGUACCGUUGGCGGCUGGGCUCAGGCAUGGGUGACAACGCGUACUACUUUCUUUGAUAUUCAGAAGCUGCGGCGACUCCAACGUGCACGCAUGGAUUAA